Molecule: messenger RNA, 2493 nt
Organism: Aspergillus aculeatus ATCC 16872
Lineage: Eukaryota; Fungi; Ascomycota; Eurotiomycetes; Eurotiales; Aspergillaceae
Product: putative endoglucanase
Exons: 8
Coding region: 1-2493 (830 amino acids)
Biological process (GO): xyloglucan metabolic process
Cellular component (GO): extracellular region
Molecular function (GO): cellulose binding; protein binding
Source: RefSeq, a predicted model, not a curated record
AUGGCCCGAUCAAGCCUGGCCUUGCUAUGCGCAGCCCUCCUGGGCAAGGUUGCAGACGCUGCGGCGUCGCAGGCCUACACGUGGAAGAACGUCGUCACGGGUGGCGGAGGAGGUUUCACUCCCGGUAUCGUCUUCAAUCCCUCCGCCAAAGGAGUGGCGUACGCGCGCACGGAUAUCGGAGGCGCGUACCGUCUGAACUCGGACGACACGUGGACCCCGUUGAUGGAUUGGGUGGGAAAUGAUACCUGGCAUGACUGGGGCAUCGAUGCCCUUGCCACAGAUCCCGUUGACACUGACCGUCUGUACGUGGCGGUGGGCAUGUAUACCAACGAAUGGGACCCCAAUGUGGGAUCGAUCCUGCGCUCGACGGACCAGGGUGAUACCUGGACUGAGACGAAGCUGCCAUUCAAGGUUGGCGGGAAUAUGCCUGGUCGCGGCAUGGGUGAGAGAUUGGCGGUCGACCCGAACAAGAAUAGCAUUCUCUACUUUGGAGCGCGGAGUGGGCACGGCUUGUGGAAGAGUACGGACUAUGGAGCGACCUGGUCAAAUGUCACUUCCUUCACCUGGACUGGAACGUAUUUCCAGGAUUCGAGCUCGACCUAUACCUCGGACCCCGUGGGUAUUGCUUGGGUGACUUUUGAUUCGACCUCUGGUAGCUCGGGGUCUGCGACACCGAGGAUUUUCGUCGGCGUUGCGGAUGCUGGCAAGUCGGUUUUCAAGUCGGAGGAUGCGGGUGCUACUUGGGCUUGGGUGUCCGGAGAGCCUCAGUACGGCUUCCUCCCGCACAAGGGGGUCUUGUCCCCUGCGGAGAAGACGCUGUACAUCUCCUACGCCAAUGGCGCUGGUCCUUACGAUGGCACAAACGGCACGGUCCACAAGUACAACAUCACCAGCGGAGUGUGGACGGAUAUUAGUCCCACCUCCCUUGCGAGUACCUACUACGGUUACGGUGGGCUGUCAGUUGACCUCCAAGUUCCUGGCACCUUGAUGGUGGCGGCACUCAACUGCUGGUGGCCGGAUGAGCUCAUCUGGCGUAGCACUGACUCUGGAGCAACCUGGUCCCCUAUUUGGGAGUGGAACGGUUAUCCGAGCAUCAAUUACUACUAUAGCUAUGAUAUCAGCAACGCCCCCUGGAUCCAGGACACGACUUCGACCGACCAGUUCCCUGUUCGUGUCGGGUGGAUGGUUGAAGCCCUUGCUAUUGAUCCGUUUGACUCCAACCACUGGCUCUAUGGUACGGGUCUGACAGUAUAUGGCGGACACGACCUGACGAAUUGGGACUCGAAGCACAAUGUGACCGUCAAGUCCCUGGCGGUCGGUAUUGAGGAGAUGGCAGUGCUUGGACUGAUCACGCCGCCCGGAGGACCGGCGCUGCUGUCCGCUGUUGGCGACGACGGUGGGUUCUACCACGCGGAUCUGGACGCAGCGCCAAACCAAGCGUUCCACACGCCGACCUACGGCACGACCAACGGAAUCGACUACGCCGGCAACAAGCCCUCCAACAUCGUCCGGUCCGGAGCUAGCGACGACUACCCGACUCUCGCCCUGUCGUCGAACUUUGGCUCGACUUGGUAUGCAGACUACGCCGCCUCUACCAGCACCGGCACCGGAGCGGUGGCUCUGUCCGCCGAUGGAGACACGGUGCUUCUCAUGUCCAGCACCUCGGGCGCGUUGGUGUCGAAGUCGCAGGGCACCUUGACCGCGGUCUCCUCUCUCCCGUCCGGGGCGGUCAUUGCCUCCGACAAGUCCAACAACACGGUCUUCUAUGGUGGAUCCGCGGGCGCGAUCUACGUGUCAAAGAACACGGCGACCUCCUUCACCAAGACCGUGACCCUGGGGUCCAGCACAACCGUCAACGCCAUCCGUGCGCACCCCUCCAUCGCCGGAGAUGUCUGGGCGUCGACCGACAAGGGCUUCUGGCAUUCCACGGAUUACGGUAGCACAUUCACGCAGAUUGGCAGCGGCGUCACGGCGGGCUGGAGCUUUGGGUUUGGCAAGGCGUCCUCCACGAGCAGCUACGUCGUGAUCUAUGGGUUCUUCACCAUCGACGGUGCCGCGGGGCUGUUCAAGAGCGAGGACGCGGGCACCAACUGGCAGCUGAUCUCGGAUGCUUCGCACGGGUUCGGCUCUGCGUCCGCCAACGUGGUGAACGGCGAUCUGCAGACCUACGGCCGCGUGUUCGUGGGCACCAACGGCCGCGGCAUUUUCUACGGCAAUCCCAGCGGGAGCCUGCCGGCCGCCACGGCGACGGCGACGGCGACAGCGACAACCUCCAAGACCUCGACGACGGUGUCGACGACCUCAACCACCACAACGACAACCAAGACUACCAGCACCACAACAACCACGUCGAGCGGCAGCACCGCGACGGCCUCCGCGUACGCGCAGUGCGGCGGCAGCGGCUGGACGGGAGCGACCGUCUGCGUGAGCGGGUACAAGUGCACCUACUCGAAUGACUUUUAUUCUCAAUGUAAGUCUGUUGUGUCAAGCUAG